AUAAAAUCCCACAUCAGCUACCAAUUCCAUAACAGCCUAUCCUUCUCUUCUUGUUAUGGCUGUAUGGAUCUUGGCAGACCUGGGGCUUUUUCAGCUCCUUCCAGCCCCCAACUUCCCAAUCUGGGUUAAUAGUGCCUUGUCGAUUUCAUUUCCGAUCAAUUGGUUCGUUGGCUUCUCACGUGCAUCCGCUGGCGUAAUAUUACUCGAACUAGCUUUGCUCCCUUAAGAGGGGCUUCGAACCCAGCCUUGCAACUUUAUCUUGGUCGACGGCAUGUCUUUUCCUGAGCCGAUAUGGACCGCAUGGUUUUCAGGUUACGGCAAUUGCCUCUUGAUUUCGAUAGGUUAGACACUGUCCGACUACUCAGCACGGCCUUAGGUGUUGAGACUUCGGUCAUUCGGAUUUUCUCCCUUGCCCGCUCCGUUGAUCCAUGGCUCCCUAGCAAAGUAGCCACCUUGAUGUUCAAUGAUGCGGCUGGUGUGCAGAAUAUUCUUGAAGAGGGCGGGAACUCAAAUGUUACGAAGCGGGAUGAUGAGUGGUGUAUUGCCGUUGAUAAUAUUCGCGACGGUUUAGUCUUGGAUGCUCACUUUCGAGGCUUAACACCUUUAUAUGAUCCAGACUCUCAUGAUGCCGAUUGCAUUGCAAUAUCGGGACUUGCGAGCCACCCAUUCGGAUCUUGGCAGCCGAAAGGGCGCUCAAAGUCGUUCAUGUGGAUUCGUGAUGCAUUGCCGCAGUCAUUACGCAAUGUACGGCCUAUCCUGUACGGCUACGAUACUACUCUUGUUGAGAGCCUUUCGUUCCAGACGAUAUUCGAUCUUGCCUUGGGAUUGAUCAAUCAACUUAAGGCUAACGGGUGGACAUUGCCAACCUGCAAGCCUCUCGUCUUCCUCGCUCACAGCUUAGGGGGGAUUGUUUUGAAGCAGGCAUUCGUAUCGCUUGCGAAUAAGAUUGAGCGCGAUGACCCAAUUCGACAGGCGAUAAGAGGAGCUGUGUUUUUUGGCGUACCUAACCUGGGCAUGGCGCAGUCACAUCUCAUGGCCGUCGUGGAAGGUCAAGCUAAUAUGCAACUUGUCGAAGACCUUUCGAUUCAGUCCGACUAUCUCCAGUAUCUAGAUCAACAAUUUAGCGGCAUCUCAUAUCUUCAAGAUGCUUUACUCUACUGGUGUUAUGAGACAAAGAAGUCACCAACUGUCGCCCUAGACUCGAAUAAUAUAUGGUCAAGGACGGGGCCCAAAGAGAUAUUAGUUACUCCGGACUCUGCGACACGCGGGCUAUAUGGAGAAAACAGGCGUUCGGACUCGAUAUACCCGAUUAACGAGGACCACUCGAAUAUGGUUAAAUUCUCCGAGAAUGACUCCAACUACUCGGUAGUAGUACAAAAGUUAGCCCAGAUUCUUUUUUCGAAGAGCUCAUCUCUGGUUAAAACGAGUGGGAGAGAUACGCUUAUGCUCGAAUCGAGCAUAGUCCAGAGGAUGAUGAACCUUGAGGCAGCCCCAGUCAGGGGUCCGAGUUACGAAGCGAUUCUGAACUCGCUCUAUGUGCCCGAAGGAGACCGUCGGGUUGAAGAAAUUGAUGAUAAGUUUGAGGACACAUUCGACUGGAUCUAUGACCAACCGGACUCAGGUUUUGGCGAAUGGCUUCAGAGCGAUACUGGUCUUUUCUGGAUCAACGGGAAGCCGGGAUCCGGGAAAUCAACUUUGAUGAAGUUUAUAUGUAGGGAUCGGCGCACUUCAGAUCUGCUUUCCGACUGGAAAGGAGAAAGCAGCUAUAUUAACGUGGCUUUCUUUUUCCACUAUCGUGGAACCUCGGUACAAAAGUCCUUCGAAGGCCUUCUGAGAAACGUACUGUCCCAAAUCAUCAAGAAGAACCCAGCACUUGUCAAAUUUCUUCAGUCCUUGUUCGAUCCCGCAGAGUCUCUGCACCCGAGAAUGUGGACCUUGCCCAUUCUCCAAAAAGGGUUCCAUACCAUAAUAAGACAGAAAGAGGUGCCGCUGCAUCUUUGCUUAUUUCUAGACGCACUCGACGAAUAUGAUGGAAGACUGGAGUUCAUAUGUCAGUUUCUCUUGGAACUGGGCGAAAUUCCUCCUACGCAAACGAAAAGAAUUAAAAUAUGUUUCUCUAGCCGACCUUGGCAAAUCUUCAUCAAUGCCUUCCAAGAUUGUGCCGGGUUUCAGAUCCAUGAUUUUACACAAGAAGACAUUAGGGAUUACUGUCUUGGUUCUAUCAGGGAAGAAAGCUUAUCGUCUGUUUUACUCGAGGAUCUGGUUCCCGACAUCGUGACGCGUUCGAGGGGCGUUUUCCUAUGGGUAAAAUUCGUCGUUAAAGAUCUUGCCCAAGCUACGAGGUUCAGUACACUGAACAAGGAGGAGUUAGAGAGACUAUUGGCGUCUUAUCCAGACGAACUUAAUGCUUACUACGCCGAGAUUAUCGAACGAAUUCCACGGCCGUAUAGAUGGAAAACAUACGCUAUGCUUGAGGUUGCCGUACGCUCUAAAGAUUCAUUGGAACCUGCAAUAUUUCUAUGCGCUGUCGAAUGCUCGGAAUCCAAGACCAUCCAGGACGGCCGUGGAGCUCUCUCAAACAUACACGGGAUACAUAAUAGCGAUAACCUUAAGGACUGGACUAUGAAAGAAUCGAGAAAGUAUUGUGGCGGAUUGAUUGAAGUUGUUGAAGGAGCUUUAGGCGAAUACGUCCAGGUUCUCCACCAAACCGUAGAAGAUUUCGUAACUGACCCAAAAUUUAAGCAGCGAGUCCUAGGGAACUUAGCUAGAAUUACGAUCGAGAAUGGCAAUAACUUUCUAGCUAAAUGUUAUUUUCUCAUUUACGAGACAAAGGGUGAUCCAUUCCUCCAACACUUCCAUCUCCUGACGGCCCCGGCUACUCGGAUGCAGAUUAAGCAAGCCCUCAUCAAUGGAACCUACGCGCGUGCUGCUGAACAGGUCAGCGGCCGCAGUAUGAAAGUGUUUCUCAACAGUGUUUCAGAAAAGGUCUUCAAGAAAAUAUAUUUUGAGUCUGAAUUAAAAAUAGAGACACCACUCGAGUAUGCCGCAUCGACUGGGCUCCGCUUAUACCUUUUCGAAUCUCUUCUCGACCAUCCCGACCUUCUGCGAACUUCUAAACAUUUAUUGCUGAGCUGUGUUGUCAGAUCAACGGCCGACACCAAAGACGAAGAAAUCAAGCAAACGGUUAAGCUACUGUUGGAGAACGGGUUCACACCACAACAGGAUCCAAUGGCCUUCGGCCUUUGCGUCAUGAAGACGCUUCGAGGUGACAGUUUAGAUAGAGCAGUUGAUGACGACCUGAAUCCACUUUUACGAUCUCGUCAUGUCGACUUAAUCGAGCUCCUGCUCGAUCAUGGCCAAGAGCCCUAUGUCAGCAUUCCUACUAUCUACCGUAAAAAGAACGUUCGGAGUACGCUUUUGCAUAUAGGCCCAUUCCCGGCAGUGAAAUUACUCCUGGAAAAAGGCGCCUUUGUGGAUGCGUUAGAUUCCCUGGGAAUGACGCCCCUGGACCACUUCUGCGCAAGGAAUUCGCUGAGGGCACCAACCUGGUUCCAAGCAUAUGGGCACUAUCAGCGACAGCACUGGGAACUUUAUAAGUUGACUUGCCUCAUAACAUCUCGGGGUGGGACGAUAAAAAAUGCAAGCGCGGAGUCUUGGGAGCAGCUUUUGAGCGGAUUUUCAGUAUCGGGAUUUCCUACCGAAGACUUACGAAAAUAUAUGGCCCCUAUACUUCGGCGGCUAUCGGAGGAAUCAUCAAGGCGGUCGUUUUUUCAACGGAGUAUCAUUUCAGACAACGAGGACGAUGAAGAAUCUCAGGGAACGUUGUCUAUACAGCCCGAAGUCCAAUCCAAAUCCCAAGAAGAAGUCGUGGGCAAGACUCUGAUAGAACGGCAAGUUCGAAGCACACCAGAACCAACCCUCCGUGUACAAUCUCAGGAGAAGCAACCCCCCGUUUUGGACCAGCCACCGGAACAUCUUCCGGAGCCCGGAUUCCGGCAAUCACUGCGACAGUCACAACAGCUGCCCUCAAAGCGGUCAUUCAGGUUGAAGAUCAAGAAGUUUAUAUAUCGCCUAAUACGAUAGGAUUCUGUCUUGUCGUGAUACUAGCUCGUCUAUAAGGGCGAUCUUUCU
Molecule: messenger RNA, 4131 nt
Organism: Daldinia loculata
Lineage: Eukaryota; Fungi; Ascomycota; Sordariomycetes; Xylariales; Hypoxylaceae
Exons: 4
Coding region: 292-4083 (1263 amino acids)
Source: RefSeq, a predicted model, not a curated record